Messenger RNA from Kalmanozyma brasiliensis GHG001, 1728 nucleotides. RefSeq lists its product as uncharacterized. Gene Ontology annotation, molecular function: phospholipid binding. Gene Ontology annotation, cellular component: fungal-type vacuole membrane. The coding region runs from base 1 to 1728 and encodes 575 amino acids. Gene Ontology annotation, biological process: vacuole fusion, non-autophagic. Lineage: Eukaryota; Fungi; Basidiomycota; Ustilaginomycetes; Ustilaginales. The record is from RefSeq and is a predicted model, not a curated record. The transcript has a single exon.
AUGCCGCGACCGCAAUCCAUUCGGUCCCUCCAGAUGCCCUCGCGCCAUCAGGACGCAGGCGGCCAUGUCUUUCCCAGUGUGCCGCCUUCGCCCUCGCUAUCCACAACCACACGAGCCUCGCUUCUUGACUUCCCGUCUCGGCCCGCGAUCCUCGUCACCCGCGCCGACCUCCGCGCCUCGCUUGCCGCCUACGAAGCCCUGCUCGCCUCGGCCAAAGCCUACACCUCUGCGAUGCUCUCCAUGUCCAAAGCCUCCUCCGACCUCGCCUGUGCACUCGAAACCUGCGCUCGUGUCAAAGGCGCCCACGACUCUGGCCCGGGUCUUCAAGCCGCCUCCGGCCUCCAUUUCCUCAAGAGUAACUACGAACAGGUUCUCUGCGACACAUUCUGGAAGGACUUCUCCAUCCCGCUCCUCAGCCACUACGACACCUACCGAUCCGCAUGCACCGAUCGCCAGGUGCUGCACGACAAAGCCGUCGCGCAAAAGUCCAAGGAGCUCAAGGAGGCAGAAGCGAGGAACAACCGCGCAGGUCGCAAGAAGGAGCGCGAUCUCAACUCCUUCCGCCGCGCACUGGCAGAGUUGCAAUCCCACGUAGACGCCAUCGACGAGCUCAAGGCGCAGUACUACAACGAGGUGCUGGAUGCCGAGCAGGAGGUGUGGUCGUUCAUCGAGAGCAAGGUGGCGCUGGUCGUACGGUCGCAGAUUGAUGUUUCGGAGAGGAUCAGUUCAAAAGGGUUGAAUGAUCCUGUACUGGAACAGAUGCUGGCGACGAUUCCGGAUCCGUUCGGUAGCUACGGUCCGCCGAAACAGGAUGGCGAGAUCUUUAGCAUCCUUCCACCCAUCUCGUUGAUCAGUUCGGGAGCGAAUAGCGUCCACAACACGAGCACCGAGGCGGCGACCAACGAUACGAGCGCUACGGACGUCGACACCACGUCGGAGGAUGUCAAGCCUGCUUCUGGCGGUCCUGCCAACGGGGCGUAUAAGACCAAGAGCGUCCUGCCCGCCAACAUCAUGUCGCCGUCAACGCCGAGCAAGGGACUCACCCGCGCUGGUCUUACAAGGAACGGGUCCGCUUCGGCUACGCCCACUCGUGCAUCUCAAUCCGCAGCUGACGAUCUGCCUGCCUCAUCCACGCCGAGGGGAGAGCAAGCUACCAACGCCGCGUCGGGCUCGACUGCGACACCCAAAGCGCAAGCAGCCAAGGGCGGUCCCUCGCUCAACGGCCCCACUCAUCUCGCGCGCGACUCGCUGCUCGGCCUAUCCGCUGUCUCGGAAGCAACAACCUCUGUGUCCACCUCGGACGGCAGCCCACACACCGCUUCCGGCGGGCUCUUCGGGUCGGAGAGCAUGGACUUUGAAGAGCUCCUCUCGCAGCCUCCCAAAGCCACCGUCGGGCCUAACACCGAUGCGAGCCAGGCGGACGACCAAUUCGACCCACAGUCCGAUGCUCAGUCAGCCGAAGCGUCCAGUGUGACCGCGACAGCAGCGGGGAGACUCCGUCAAGUGCUGAGCAUCAUCGAGGAGGACACCAACGGACCGCUCAGCAAGGCUGCUCAGAUGGGCACGGCGUCGAGACCCGUUUCGUCGGUGUACGAUGCCGGACCGGACCCGUUUGCUGAUCGCGAUGAGGCGGUGGCAGGUUCGAACGACGACAAGCCGCUACGUGACAUUGCCAAUGAAGGAAACUCGCGUCAUCGUCGGACGAGCUCCAAGUUGAGCAUCGACUAA